Molecule: messenger RNA, 1699 nt
Organism: Abrus precatorius (Indian licorice)
Lineage: Eukaryota; Viridiplantae; Streptophyta; Magnoliopsida; Fabales; Fabaceae
Product: amidase 1
Exons: 9
Coding region: 166-1524 (452 amino acids)
Source: RefSeq, a predicted model, not a curated record
CUUAUCCUAGUAAGAAUCAUACUCGUAAAAUAAAACACUGGGAAAUUUCUCAUUUGACACAAGAAACUCUUUAAUCAUUAAACCCCCAAAACGAGUUGAGAAACAGACGCUACCGUUUUCUGUUAGCAUCAUCAUCUGUGAGUGGUUGAAACGCAAGACGAACACAUGGAAAAACCCUCAGACUACGGAGCAUUCAUGGAGAAAUUUGUUUUACAACAAAGUUCUUCACCUGCUCUUCCUUUGAAUUCACUUACCUUUGCAGUCAAAGACAUAUUUGAUGUGGAAGGAUAUGUAACUGGCUUUGGGAAUCCUGACUGGGCAAGGACUCAUCCUGUGGUUACCUCUACUGCUUCCACAGUUUUGGCUCUCCUCCAAGCAGGUGCCACUUGUGUUGGUAAGACUGUAAUGGAUGAAAUGGCUUACAGUAUAAACGGAGAGAAUAUACAUUAUGGAACACCUAGAAAUCCUUGUGCAGCAGAUCGGGUUCCUGGAGGAUCUUCUAGUGGUUCUGCCGUGGCAGUUGGUGCAUUGCUAGUGGAUUUCUCAAUAGGAACUGAUACUGGAGGAAGUGUAAGAGUGCCUGCAUCAUACUGUGGGAUUUUUGGUUUUCGUCCUUCUCAUGGUGCUGUUUCAGAAUCCGGAGUUAUUCCUAUGGCUCAAAGUUUUGACACUGUGGUGGCAUGGUGUACAUGUCGGGGUCUCGAGACUUAUUUUCUUUUUCUCUCAUCUUCAUAUCUAGGAUGGUUUGCUAAGGAUCCAAUGAUUUUGAGCAAAGUUGGACAUGUACUUCUACAGUUGCCAGAUAUAGUACCAGUUAGACCUACUAGCAUUAUCAUUGCAGAAGACUGUUUCCAGCUUUCAAGCAUUCCGUACAAUGUAGUUACACAAAUUGUCACCAAAGCAAUUGAGAAGAUAUAUGGAGAUGAUGUAUUAAAGAGUGAAAUCCUUGGCGACUAUGUGAUGGCCAAUGUUCCAAGUUUGAAGCAUUUCAUGAGUAAAGAUAAUACAGACCAAGUAUAUAACAUUCCAUCACUGGCUGCACUUUCAAGUUCCAUGCGAUUGCUUCAAAUGUAUGAAUUCAAGAAUAACCAUGGUGAAUGGAUUAGUGCAGUCAAACCUAAUUUAGGUCCUGGAAUUUCGGAACGUGUAUCAAAAGCUCUAAUGACAACUGGGGAAAACAUUGAUAUAUGUUUUGCUAUAAAAAGGGAACUACACGAUGCUCUAACUGCUCUUCUUGGGGAUUUUGGUGUUCUCAUGAUUCCCACAGUUCCAGGACCUCCACCAAAAUUGCAAACAAAUACACCUGAAUUAGAAAAUUUCCGUGCAAGGGCGUUUAGCCUGCUAUCCAUUGCUGGAGUAUCUGGAUUUUGCCAGGUAAGCAUACCUUUGGGGAUGUAUAAUAACCUUCCCCUAUCAAUUUCUCUGGUGGCCAGACAUGGUGCAGAUAAAUUUUUGCUUCACCUUGUUGAGAGUCUUUAUGAAAGCAUCAAGAAGGAACAGGAAGCAGCUUCACAGAGAGCAUGAUCACUUUAAUCCACCUCAAGGAUGUGAAUGUAAUUAACUUAUAUGUAACUCAAAUCCAGGCAAAAACAUUUAUUCAAGUUUUGAGAUCCACCUCAUUCUUGCAACCGAGGGGGUUACUGCCUUGCUGGAGAAAUUUAGCAUUGUUCAUAAUGAAUCAUAGGCGUAUAAUAAUGCU